AUGUGGGAUGUAUGGUUGGGCAGGCCACAACCUGUGGCUGCCCUGCUCACCUGCCACCUUGAGUUCUGCCACCAGGACCUGAUAUCACUCACUACCCAGCCCACUCAGCACUGCCUCAGUUUCCCACAGGUUCCUGGUGCCCACGGGACCAGCCCUGCUGGUGUCUCCACCUCUUCACACCCAGCCUCAGAUGGUCGGCCUUCCAGGGGGCUGACUCCUGAAACCCCUCUUCAUCACGUUCUGGCUCCUGUGGCUCUCACGCACCCCUUCCUGCCCUGGCUCACACCACUCCAGUUGCCCUCCUCCUGUAAGAAGCAGAUGACCUCUGCUGCCGCCACCGCCACUGGCCUGAAGAGCAGCGAUGGACAUGACCCGGCACCCCAGAAGAUCACAAACAGACACAAGCCUCUUCCCUGCCGGCCUCUCGUGGCCUUUGUUGAGGCCACCACCUAGAAUCUGCGUGGGACCCCAGACCACCGGACGCCUGGACCCUGGACGUCUGGACCCCCAGGAUCCCUGGACCCUCGGACACCUGGACCCCUGGACCCCUGGACACCUGGACACCUGGACAUCUGGACACACCCCUCCCCCCCAGCAAACCUCCAGCUCUAAAAUCGGCCAGACUAGCGUGGAAGUGCCCUUGUGAGCUGGGGGGCCUUCAAAGGGCGGAGGAGAAAACGCAGGCCAAGGACCAGCCUCUAAAGCGGGCUUCGAGCUCCAAUGACCUGUGCUCACCCCCUCGAGAUGUCUGGAAAAUGUAAUGGGCAGGUUUUCUGUCUUCAAAGUUUCCGGCUAAACCUCUUCAAGUUCUUUAUUGUUUGAGACUGAGACACUCAGCGGUGGUAAUGGGGGUUUCUUUUGUAUUUGCCUUGAAAGGCCAAAAUAUUUUUAUAUUGCUGUAGACAAAGCCACCUAUUUAAAAACGAACUGUGUCCGUCGUUUCCCACCGCGAAGACUGUAUCGUGUAUGUCUCUGUGUAUUCUGGGGUCUUGAAACAGGUUUCUCAUGGGGAUGGCCAUUCACUGGGGUCCACAGGGGCAGAGCGGGAAGCGCCUGCCCUGCCGAGGGAGGGGGCUCAGUUGUGGGUCUGCCCCUGCUGUGUCUAGGACGCGAACCCCGAGAGAAUGGCUUAGUAAAGGACCAUAAACCACACCCCUGCUCUGCAUCUGUCAUGUGUGUUUCUGGGUUGUGGGUGUGCAAAUGGUGGUGGUGAACGUGGUGGGCGGAA
Molecule: messenger RNA, 1228 nt
Organism: Dipodomys ordii (Ord's kangaroo rat)
Lineage: Eukaryota; Metazoa; Chordata; Mammalia; Rodentia; Heteromyidae
Product: amelogenin-like
Exons: 6
Coding region: 1-453 (150 amino acids)
Source: RefSeq, a predicted model, not a curated record